Molecule: messenger RNA, 4255 nt
Organism: Mercenaria mercenaria
Lineage: Eukaryota; Metazoa; Mollusca; Bivalvia; Venerida; Veneridae
Exons: 2
Coding region: 1189-1734 (181 amino acids)
Source: RefSeq, a predicted model, not a curated record
UUGAUGCGCGGUGGUUUUCGUAUUGACGAACCUGUUUAAAUUAUUUUGCUAACAAUCAGUGCAUUUCAUGUUUGAAAUAUUUCUGUUCAUACAUUCUUUUCUGCUUUUAAAUGUCGUUAUUUCUAAACGUCUCAUCAAACAGGAGGAUGGACUACAUAUCAGUAAACAGGAAUAUACGCAUGCGCGUAAUGUUUUGAAUUACUAAUUGUAGUUUCGUUAUAAAUCAGAUAUCAAAACAAAUUAUAUCGUGGACGGCUUUAAAAACAAGAUAAAAAAUCUACAAGCAAGUACAAAACAUUAUCUGUUAACCAAAUAUAUAUUGCAGAUUAUUACCUUUUUCAAAGUGAAACUUGAAAAACAUAAUGGCGGAACUGGGUGAAAAAUAGAGUUAAAAAUGUGUGCAUACUUGGAAAUAAUUGCUAGAACAGAAGACAAGGAUAUAAGCGGUAUAAAAGGACUAGAAAAUCAUUUUGAAAACUUUUCACUCGAAAACAGAAACACAUUCAAUUAGGACUUCUUCAGAAUUUAGAAUUUCUUACCCAAGGCAAAAUUGACAGAACGCUUAGACUAGAAAUCAAUGCAGAAGAGAUAGGAGAAUGAUGUUGUUAAUGGACAACUGUUAUAAAAAAGAAAUUCAAGAAUCUAUAAGACAGUAGAGAGCGUUACUUGUUAAGCAUAAACAUAUAUAAAGCAACCAUUUAUCUGAAGGUGAAACGAUAAUAAAAUAAUGACAGAAUCGAUUGAAAGCAAUAUUUUAGUACUGUAUGCAUGUUUGGAUGAAAUUGCUAGGACUGAAGACUAUGAGAAAAGCGGUAUAGAAAACUUAGCAGGUCGUUUUUAAACAUUUUUUCGCCCGGAAAUAAAGGAUCCACCGGAAGUUAUUUAUUUAAAAUUAGGACUUCUUCAGGAUGCGGAUUUUCUUACCACAGGCAAGAUUAGCAAAACUCAUAGAAUGCAAAUCUUUGCAAAAGAUAUAGGAGAUACGUUUGUGAAUGGGGAUUCGUUGCUAUUACGUGCAAUAAACGUGAAGAAGAACAGCCCCGGAAAAGAAUUCUCGACAAAAUUAUCAAGUGUAUAAUAAAAAACUGUCCGAAAUUAAUCAGUUUUGAGAAGAUACAUAAAAACUGUAAAGGUGUGACCCCAGUGCAUCUAGCAAUUGUGCAAGAAGACAAAAAACUUUUUGAGAUUAUGGCAGAUACACUUGAUGAAGAGUUUGACACACGUCAACAGAAAUUAGAAUUAAGGAGAAUCCAUGCAGAAGGCGCCAUACUUCAAGAUACAGUUAUGAUGGCUGGGACUCUACUUGGGGUCGCUUCUUUAAAAUUUAACGAAGAUAUAUUCUGUAUCCUCCUUAAGAACUUUGUAUCGCAAUUGGAUGCUACAAACAAAAAAGGCGAUAGCAUUAUACAUUCGGGAUUGGACGCUAUAAACGAAAAAGGCGAUAAUAUUAUACAUUCUUUGAUAAAGUAUGCACACAUCAAACCAGCAAAGCUCGAUUCCGUGCUCAGAAUGGUCAGUUUCAUUCUGGAUUAUCAAUUAAUCAAAAGAGGAUCGAAGUACGAGAAGAAAAAGAUAGGUUCUAGCGCUUUCUUUUGGGAUAAUCAAUGGACUUGGGGGAAAGAUGUGCGUAAACUACUGAUGAUGACGAACAAAGAGAAACUCACCCCACUGCAGUUGGCAGCUAAAAGGCAGCAGUUCAAAAUCUUUGAAGUAAUCAUUAAUCAUGAGAAAUGAUAAAAUAGUGUCAGCAUAAACUGUACGAAACAACUAUUCCAAAGAUUGCACAGCGCAGUGGAGAGAUGUCCACGCAGUUGAUUAAUAUAUAUUUGUUUUGUUUUUUGUGUUGGGUUUAACGUCGCACCGACACAAUUAUUGGUCAUAUGGCGACUUAAAUUAUAUUUGAUAGUAAGUGGCGAUUGAAAUAAUGUACAUUUAAGUUGUUCUUGUUUCUUAAGAAGAUAAGAAUGAGUCUAACCAUAGAAUGUACAGACACUUUCUUAUAAACAAAAAUUAUAAAAUGUUCUUAAGUAUGAUAAGUAUAAAAUUCAACUAAAAUAUGCUUUAAAUUACAGUUGCCUACAACGUUUUUGUUCUUUUUGAUCAAAUGUUAAAUACAUACUUUGUAUUCCGCAAAUAAACAGAAGCUGACAGACAUCAAAGUAGUUGGGGAUCCGAUGUCGCAUUUUGCCGUACCUGGUCUGCUUUUAUUUAUAUUCAUUAUCUGGAAAAUAAAUUGGUUUCAGUACAGUUUAAAGUCAUUUUAGUUCAGAUAAUAAGAAACAUAUGUUGAAAGUAUGUAAUGAAAGGGUCAUUAUGCAGCAGCUUCGGGUAUUGAGAAUUUUACAAUAUCUAGAUCUAGGUAAUUCAAGCAUUACGUAGUUAUGAUACUGGAUAUUAGCAUAAGCAUUUCAUACAAUGUCUUUAUAUAUAAGGAUGCUAUUAACUAUUAGGGGAUAUUAUAAAAUAUAAGAAAAGUAAACGCUUCUGUAUCUGGUAAGAUGAUACUAUUUUGGUAUUUAAAGUCUAUUUAGCGUAUUGAAUUGCAUCGGGACUGGGACAAUGCAUAACCUGUGUAAAUUCUGGAUUUGUUCAUUGAAUCAGUUUUGUCAUUAUAAUUAUCAUUUAAAACGUUUCAUUUUUACAGAAUUUUAUGUAAUCAAUUUAUAUUAUAUUAAAGCGCGCAAUUUCUUACAGAGUACCCAGUUAAACUUACAAGAAAAUCCCUUUGAAAUAUAGAAUAAAGACCAUACAAUUUUUUAUCAGAUUCGGAGGUUUGAUUGAGUUUGUUUAUUUAGAAUUAAAAAUAAAAGGAAAUCGCAUCACCACUCAAGCUCCCUAGCAACGGCUUAAGCGGAAUUCUAUUACAAAGACUGCAUGAGCUCUAUUAUCCCGAAGGAAUAAAACAUAAGUGACAUGACGAAUGUUGUUUUUUUCGGAUCGGCCCUCUCGCAUAUCUCAGGAUUAAUUAAUUUUAACAUAUCGAUAAGUUUAUUCUCCGCGCCCACAGGCGCGGAGUAUUUGUGAUGGGUUUUUUUGUGAGUGCAGUGCAGUGUAUGUCGUAAAUGACGAUUUUUCCUUUUGAUUUGCAAAAUUUCAUUUUUUUUUAUAUUUUUAAUGUCUGAUCUGGCCCAUAAUAACUGCAUUGUAUUUAACAACACAAAAAAGAUAUUCAAGUUUCACUAGAAAAAACGAAGCAGGAAAGAAAUCAAAGAGCAGAAAAGAAAGCAAAUUAUGUCGGACAUAAUGUGGAAAAUUCCUUUCGUCUUCAGUUUGAUGAAUACACCAGAAAGAAGGUUACCUUUUUCGUGUGUAAUAAAUAUCAUUUGUUAUUUUAUUUUGAAUAUUGAUUAAUUAUAUUGUAGGCAUUGUUAUUUGACACAUUCAUUUCAAAUAAUAGGGGGGUAUAUGUCUUUUAUACCAACCGAAAUUCCGGAUACUGCUUUGUAAAGUUAAUUUAUGCUAUUUUUUAAACUCGCUUUAUUGUGUUACUUCUAUUGGUACAUUUGUAUGUAUAUAAGUAAGUUUUCUGUGGUUUUCCACCUUUUUAUUUUAUACUACUUCUUCUGAAUAAGCAUUUGUUAAAGAUUGUUGUGCAUUUGUUAAGGAUGUUGUAUAUCGUGUUGUUACUAUGUCGUUGUUUCUAUGUAUUAAGUUUGCAACCCAUUCUGCAACUCCUUAAAGGUACAAGGCUAUGGCAUCUUAAUGUAGGAUCGGCUAUGCCCAUUCCUUGUGUCUUGUAUUUUUAGUUUUAUAUUGAUUAUUUUUUAAAUUAAGUAUUUAUGUUUGAGAUACAUAAUUAUAGUCAACGUUUUACAAAUGUCACCUAACAAUAAGGCAAAAACUGGCCUUUGAACCAAAGUGACUUGCAUUUCAAAGUAUCCUUGCUCUAUUAUCUCAAUGAAGGUUUCUUACAGGCUGACCUUUAGCAAUAUCAGCAAUUUAUGUUGUAGCAUGUAGCCUUCUGCCUUAUUUCGAGGUUAGAAAUAUCCCCUUUUACUAAAUUAAAAACAAAUUUUCUUUUAUUUCAUGCAAAUUGCUGAAAACCAAGCGAAUGAUUUCGCACAGAUGGAAAAUUAAAAAAGAUUGGUGAACUCACUCACUUAAGCCCCAAAAAGGGUAUGUAAGAACAUUAAUGGUUUAUAUGACAAUGACACUGACAAUUUAUUUAUUAUAUGUGUAUAAUGACAAGCAUUAUGUUAAUAGUAUUGUGAUAAUGCGUUGUUUGCACAAGUCUAAUAAAACAUCUUUUCCAAUU